UCCGGGAGCAGCAGAGCCCGCGCGUGGGGACUGAGCUGUGCCGCCUGAAGUCUUCUUGCCGCUCGCCAUGGCUGGCCCGCAGCAACAGCCCCCUUACCUGCACUUGGCUGAGCUGACAGCAAGCCAGUUCCUGGAAAUCUGGAAGCACUUUGAUGCAGACGGAAAUGGCUAUAUUGAAGGUAAAGAGCUAGAAAACUUUUUCCAAGAGCUGGAGAAAGCAAGAAAAGGCUCUGGCAUGAUGUCAAAGAGUGACAACUUCGGGGAGAAGAUGAAGGAGUUCAUGCAGAAGUACGACAAGAACUCAGAUGGGAAAAUUGAGAUGGCAGAGCUGGCACAGAUCCUGCCAACCGAGGAGAACUUCCUCCUGUGCUUCCGGCAGCACGUGGGCUCCAGCACCGAGUUCAUGGAGGCUUGGCGGAAGUAUGACACAGACAGAAGUGGCUACAUCGAAGCCAAUGAGCUCAAGGGGUUCCUGUCUGACCUGCUGAAGAAGGCAAACCGGCCACAUGAUGAACCCAAGCUCCAAGAGUACACCCAAACCAUCCUACGGAUGUUUGACUUGAACGGAGAUGGCAAACUGGGCCUCUCAGAGAUGUCCCGACUCUUGCCUGUACAGGAAAACUUCCUGCUUAAAUUUCAGGGCAUGAAGCUGACCUCAGAGGAGUUCAAUGCCAUCUUCACAUUCUACGACAAGGAUGGAAGUGGCUACAUUGAUGAGAAUGAGCUGGAUGCCCUCCUGAAGGACCUGUAUGAGAAAAACAAGAAGGAAAUGAAUAUCCAACAACUCACCAACUACAGAAAGAGCGUCAUGUCCUUGGCUGAGGCGGGGAAGCUCUACCGCAAGGAUCUGGAGAUCGUCCUCUGCAGCGAGCCCCCUGUGUAAAGCAGAGGCAUCAGGGCUGCCUCUCCACCACCACCCCCCAGACCCCAGUCUUGCUAUCAUGCCACUUCUACCUGGACCUGGAGAUCACAAGCCCCCUCCUCCCGCCCCUGCCACCUGCACACAGCAGCCUGCAGAGCACAGGAGAGAUGAAGGAUGGCCAACCCCCAGAGCCUCCUGCAGUCCCCUACCCCAAGGGGCACACAGUUCUGCCUAGGGGUUAGUGGGGGUUGCCAAAGCUUGGAAGGUGGGCAGGGGCACGGGUUGGUGGAGGAGUCCCUGAUUCUCUUCGCUGUGACGAUGCAUGAGCUCGUUCGCUAUAUGAUUUAUGCUUCUGUGUCCUACGGAGUGGACUCUUUCCUCUCGCUCCCCUUGACCUCUCUCCCAGGUCACCGCCUCCCCCAAAAUUCCAAGUCCCACCCUGCUAACUUGUGUAGUUGUCUUCGCAGACUUCCUGUUAGUGGAGGGCGCCUGCCCUGUGCGUGUCUUGGAGACUCGGCGCGCUCCUUCCUUUUCUCCGUGGGUUUCUUGUCUUCUUGUUUACCAAAGAAGGGUUUACCGACAAUAAAAUGGAAAUGUCCCGCUGUGAAACUCAA
Messenger RNA from Erinaceus europaeus (western European hedgehog), 1476 nucleotides. RefSeq names its product calbindin 2 (gene CALB2). Gene Ontology annotation, cellular component: dendrite; synapse; terminal bouton. NCBI's taxonomy places the organism in Eukaryota, Metazoa, Chordata, Mammalia, Eulipotyphla, Erinaceidae. Gene Ontology annotation, biological process: regulation of presynaptic cytosolic calcium ion concentration; regulation of long-term synaptic potentiation. The transcript is spliced from 11 exons. The record is from RefSeq and is a predicted model, not a curated record. Gene Ontology annotation, molecular function: calcium ion binding. Bases 68 to 883 code for a protein of 271 amino acids.